This is a messenger RNA of Microthlaspi erraticum, 903 nucleotides long. Lineage: Eukaryota; Viridiplantae; Streptophyta; Magnoliopsida; Brassicales; Brassicaceae. The record is from the annotation of a GenBank genome assembly.
AUGCUCAGAAUGUUUGGAACUGGUCUGAAGGUGUCAAGGAGCUUCUAUUCCUCGGUUUCUGAGCUCACAUAUCCUUCUGAAGAAUCCUUGGUCAAAGCAACUUGUAGGGAUCCUCCAAUGAUAGCUCUUCUAAAAGCUCAUCUGCCAACUGAUCCAUUUCCUCAACAUAAAAGAGCUGACCUUCUAUUGUUGGUUUCCUCAUUGAAUGGCCUUCCUAGUAUCAAUGGAUCUGUUGGUUCCUCAUCCAUCUCAAGCACAAUGAAGUCGGUGGGGAUUUCUACAUUCCCUAUCCUCAAAGGCAGUCUCUUUGCUACAGACAAAGGCAUGAGGCUGACAGAUGAUCCUAGAUCGCAGAGGCUGUUUUUGAAAGAUAGGGGUCCCAACAUGCAGGGCAAAGUGAAACUUCCCCGGAUCUUCCUUUUUGUCGGAGAUGACCUUCCGCUGAAUGAUUGCACUGCACUCACGAGUCAACACUACCAUCCCUUGUGCUUCCCUGGUUCUUUGCUGAACAGCAUCCUUCAGAAAUUUCUGAUAAGCUCGAUCGAGCUCUGGUUUGUCUUGCUGAGUCUCGUUUCUUCAGCUCGAUCGAGUUCUGGUUCAGGGUUUUGUUCCAGCUCGAUCGAGUUCCGGGUCGAGUUAUCAGCAUACUCGACUAAAUCCUCCCCUUCCUCGUCAUCGAUGUCCACAGCGAUUUGGGGUGGGCUACCUCUACUUGGGAAUUGUCGCCCACUUCUUAGUGUAACUGCUUGGCAUACUCUUGUGGUGAAGAGGAUGAUGCACUUGAAGACUCAAUUAUUUGUUGAUGCGGAGUCAGGUUUUACCAAACUCCUAGACCUCUGCAAGUGCACAGAUCGCGGAAGUAUGGGUAUCGAACACAAGGACUGGCUAUUGAGUACACUUUGA